This is a messenger RNA of Syngnathus acus (greater pipefish), 1324 nucleotides long. Its product is annotated as serine/threonine protein kinase KIN1-like. The record is from RefSeq and is a predicted model, not a curated record. The coding region runs from base 42 to 1250 and encodes 402 amino acids. Gene Ontology annotation, biological process: intracellular signal transduction. Gene Ontology annotation, molecular function: protein serine/threonine kinase activity. Gene Ontology annotation, cellular component: cytoplasm. The transcript has 5 exons. NCBI's taxonomy places the organism in Eukaryota, Metazoa, Chordata, Actinopteri, Syngnathiformes, Syngnathidae.
UUGAGUUGACGUGUGUUGUCAGAGGCGUGAGCGUGUUCGCCAUGCUGACUGGCACGCUGCCCUUCACCGUGGAGCCCUUCAACAUCAAAAAUCUGCACCACAAGAUGCUGCACGGCGACAUCGCACACAUACCCAGUGACAUCAGCAAAGGCGCUGUGACGUUCGUGCUGUCUCUGCUGGAAGCCGACCCUGAGAAAAGGCCCAGCAUCCGAGCCGCUAUGGAGUGCGCCUGGAUCAAUGAAGGCUUCGCCAAGAGCCCGCUUCUCACGCUCUUGCACAGUAACAGGAUGUGCGGCGAGGAUGUGGACGCGUCAGUGCUAGCGUACAUGACGGACAUGCUGGGCUACUCAGCCUCCGAGGUCACGCGCACACUCACCGAUAACCGGCCUUCUCCACUCAUGGCCGCUUACCACUUGCUGCUCGCCAAGAUCAAGAGGAACCCGCCAUGCGUCAAGGAGAAAAAGGCGGCAAGCAGACAUCCCAAGGAAAACAGACAAAGGGCAGAGCGGAGGCGCGGCAGGACCAGACGCCAGCAGCCGCCACGACGACACGAUCAUCACGUUGAUGACAAUGGAGCAGUGUCAUCCCCUCUCGCCCCUCUUAGACCCUCAACAUCACCAGAGGUCACUGAUCUGGAUGCCACCGCCAUCUUAAAUAAGACAGAGACUCUGCUUCUUCCUCACGUGUUGGGCUCCAAAGACCAAGUGGUCCAUCUUUCUCCUCCCAAAACAACCACGUCGCACCUGUGUGACUCCGCCCCUUGCCAUGCCCCCUCGCUUGCCAAUCCAAGAGACAGCCCAUCGGGGCCCGUCCAACUGGUGAGACAGCUCAUUGGGACCACGUUGUCGGACGGCGGCGGGGGCCCUAUUGAAGACGUCCUGAGGUUCAGCGCACCACAGAAAAGCGGCGCUUCUCCCAGAAUGCACCUGGAAACCCUGCAGAGAGCUCCGCCCACUACGCUGCCACGCAUACACAACCUUGGGUCGAAAGACGAAAGAGGCGGAAAGGUUUCAUGGGUCCCGCUGAGUCUGCCCGAGACCUCUGGAUUGCAAGUGAGUGCAUCCAAAACUCAGACUUGCCCCCCACAGAGAAACACUAUGAAGGGUGGGAAGACGACAGGAACUAAGAGGAGCUCCAUAGCCAAGUUCCGCCCGACUCCACGCCGACGGAUGACAGAACUCAAUUUUCCGUUGCUUCCUGCUGCACUGCAAUGCAAGUCAGACAGGAAACUGCGCAGUGUGGACUGCUGACAUGUCAAAGGCUUAACACAAGCAGGAAAAUUAUUCCAAAAAUUAAAAAAAUAAUAAAAACAGUUUCAAAUAUU